AUGAUUACCAACGCAAAGACGCGUCGUGAGAACGGACCUGAAGGCCGCUUAGAGCGGUUGCUUGCAAGGUUUACACCAUAUGUGUGCAGAAAAGGCUCUGAUAUGCUCAGACUUGAAACUGCAACAUCUCGGCUUGAGAAGACUCUUGGAGUGUCUAAUAGCUGUGACCAAACACACGAGGACACUGACGACAGUGACGGACAGAGCGCAACGUUGCAGGAGGUUUUAGCACCGCUGAUCCACGAGUAUUUGUCUUUGAGCCAUGAGUUGGGUGGACAGGUUGCACAGCAGGCAAGUCUGCGCAUAUACCGCAGCGCUGGCAUUCUGCAUGGUAUAUACCGUGUAUAUACGAAUGCAGUGUACGGCAGUGCAUCGGCAGUCUCUGAUGCAUUUUCGGCUUUAGAAUGCUUUAUGAUAGAUAAUUCAGCACCACUUCAUGUUCUGGAGGGAUCAUUAAGUCAGGUAGUGGCACUACGUGAUACAGGACGAGGAACAAAUGUAUUGAAUCAUUUAUCGAUGGUAAGCGAAGGUGCAGCAGCACUUGGGUGGGUAAUGGCAGGGUCAGCAGCAGCAGGAUAUAUACAGGACAUGAGAGACAGUGCACAGUUUUAUGCAGACCAAACCGCAUGGGUACAUGCGUAUAUGAAACUUCUUGCAGAAUUGCAGGCAUAUGUUAAAAAGUAUUAUCCAGAGGGGUUUACGCGGAGUUCGAAAUCGCAAGCAGAACGCAAAAACAAUGAUAUAGCACGUACAGCAGAAUCAGGAAUGGAUGCAGCAAGCAUGGGCGAUGCUGCCAUGACACCAUCGGAUGCCUCUUUGCCUGAAAUUGAGUCUCCAGAGCCAAUUAAUAUUGAAUCGGUGUUUGCAGAGCUGAAUAUGGGGGAAUCGAUUACGUCCAAGUUGCGUAAAGUCAAUAAGGGUGAAAAAACACAGAAGCAUGCGCCUGCCAGGCCAUUGUGCGGUGCAUCUGAAAGUCCAUCGCCUUGUAGUAUGGUGGUUGAGGAGAAAAAAACAAAGUUACCUUGUAGAAAGAUAUUGACGGGAAACCGCUGGACUAUUGAGAAUUUUGAGUGCGAAAAUGUCGUUAUUGAUGAUCUUGAAGCGGUUCAGACGGUCUAUAUUUUUAACUGCAAAAAAUCCACAAUUCACUUGAGAGGAAAAGCCAAUGCAAUAUACAUGGAUCAAUCGACAAAUUGCGGAUUAAUGGUAGAUACAUUGAUUUCAAGUAUCGAAUUUACCCGGUGCUCUUCACUUACAUUCCAGGUUCUCGAUUACAUACCAACUAUUACACUUGAUCAAUGCAGUAAUUGCCAAAUAUAUCUUUCGUCUAAUCAUCUUAAUACUGAAAUCAUAACAACCAAGUAUGAUAGUAUUAAUGUCCAUGUUCCUGAUACAGGAUGCGAUGGUGAUUAUAAAGAGUGUCCUGUACCGGGAAUGCUUAAAAGUACAAUUGUCGAUGGAAAACUUGUUACUAGUUUUGUUGAGCAUGCAGGCUAA
Pneumocystis jirovecii RU7 is the source of this 1497-nucleotide messenger RNA. Its product is annotated as adenylate cyclase-binding protein. The transcript has 7 exons. The record is from RefSeq and is a predicted model, not a curated record. Gene Ontology annotation, biological process: cytoskeleton organization; regulation of adenylate cyclase activity. Gene Ontology annotation, cellular component: cytoplasm. Gene Ontology annotation, molecular function: adenylate cyclase binding; actin binding. NCBI's taxonomy places the organism in Eukaryota, Fungi, Ascomycota, Pneumocystomycetes, Pneumocystales, Pneumocystaceae. Bases 1 to 1497 code for a protein of 498 amino acids.